CGAAGUCAAUACGGAUCAAAACAAGGUAGUUGGCUUUGUUCCCUAGAGCAAAACUCGUGUCAAAACAAUCAAAAUUGAAGAGAUCAUUUGAGAUAACAGUGAAAUUUUUUGCAAUAACUGUUCUUUUGAUCUUUCCAUUCAAAUAUGGCGACAAGACGCAGCGAAAGACGAGUUACUCGUUCCACAAGUACUAAAACUGAAGCGGACACAGUGUCUGAAAUGAAAAACGAAUUGCAACAAACGGAAGUACGGUUUCGAAAAGCAUGUAAUCAAAUAAACCUGUUGAACAGAAAGAUGGAAAGUAUUCACAAACGCUAUAACUGUGCUAAAAAGAACAACCACCGUGUGUUUAGAUACAAACUGAGGUUGAGGCUAGCUGUGGUUGAAGGAUUGAGGAACAUGUACUACGAAUAUGCCAACAAGAAGGCAUCCAGGGUCGUAGAACUCCGCAGUGAGCUGUAUAACGAAAGUGUUGAGGUUGUGCAACAGGAAGACAGUGAGUUUGAAGAUUCGGAGAUGGAGGAUGGCACGGAAUGAGGAAACGAUAAGAUGUGAUAUCACUGUGAUCAUGCAGUAUUCAAAAUAUAGUGCUAUAAGCGGAAGCAGAAUACGUACAGCUGGAUAUCAUGAGGAGCUUGAUACGUCUGCUCUGCUGGAGUUCUUCGGCAAUAAAAAAGGCGAGGGCAUUCCAUGUGUGAACCAUUCUUUGCCUUUUAUGAAAGGCUUUGAUAGAGUAAAACACAUUGUAUUACAAACAAAUGAGAUCACAACUUUUAAAGUUUUUUUUCUUUAUAUGUUUAAUUUGUUGUAUUUGUUACAGCAUUAUAAUUGUUAGAUGAUUUUAUCAUGAAACCAAAUGAGGUUCCUGUCAUUUAAAUUCUUAAAGUGAUAUUUCAUCGUCCUGUUGAAGAGGUGAUUUGGAAUUUUAAUUCAUGUCAGAGUUGGCUGCAUUUUCAUUUUUGAUAACAAUUACUUGCUACAUCUUUUGUUAAAACUGGGCUGUGUUCUGUUUUGAAGUUGAAUCCUGUAAGGCUUCAUUUUAUCAUCACUUUUAAAAAUAGUGUUCAUUGAAAGAAACAGGAAUUACCAUAACACUUCAGAGAACUAUCACAGACCUUUAAACCACGUUAUGCAAUGGGUGUAGCCAUGCUAUUAUUAGCCACUGGAAAAUAUGAUGUCAUAUUUCCAAAUUAUGUCAUGUAUACUGUUAAAAGACCUUUUUUUGCUUGUUCUGAUUCGAAGUUAGGCCAAGAAUAACUUCUAUUAAACAUCUAAGAUUAUAAAACCUCACUCAUUUUAUUUUCUAUAUAAAACAUACUCACUUCAAAGUCCUAAAUAUCUAUUGCAAUAAAUUUGACAGAUAAUAUAUUAUUCUGAUCUCUGAAUGUGAUGAAAAUCAACGUUUUCUGAAUGCAAUUUCCCCUAAAACUUAACUCCACAUGAUAAAAGAGGCUGUUGUAUGAACCAGUUGAGGUAAAAAGUCUUUAAAUUUAUUUUUUUUACUCUUACAGGGUUCUCAAUAAGUUUCGGUUGAACCGUCUCAAAUAGUAAAGUAACCAACCAGCUUCUACUUAUUCUACUGAAAAUUCAUUUAGUUUUCCAAAUUUGAACCUGCCCUAUUGCCAUUUGAAAUGUCCAUUUUGGCCGGCAGCCGGUUCUUAUUGAGAACAUUGUCUUAAUUGGGAUUUUUUUUCUGAAGAUUGGGAAAAAUAUCUUAUAUUUUGCUUUUGGAAUGGGUCCGAUAGUCGGACCCAAGGGUAUUAUUGAAAAAGGCCUGUCUGAUGUUGUAGGGGUAAGAUAAAAAAAACGGGUGUACUCCUAUCCUUGAUUUAGUCUGUACUGUCCAGACUCUUCAUUUACAAAAUGCAGACACAAUAUUAUGUAUCAUUUUCUUCUGAUUUUUUAAGAAGGCAUGCAAAAAUGGUGCAUGGUUUUGACUUUCAUGAAGAUAUGAAGUUCUUGGAAUUGUUAAGUAUGAUAAAAUAAAUAUUGACUUCAUUGAGUGGGACAGGUCAUGUUGUCAACCUCGGUAGGCUCUGUUGAUCUUUGCUCUAACCUCAGACAGCUAUACUGUCUCCCUCAAGGAGGUCAAGAUUAUAUUUAUAUUAAAUAACAGUACCUAAAAAAAAAAGGUUAACACAAAUUGAAUGAAGAAACAGCACAUAAGACUUGGAGUUUAGUAUGAGCAGAAUUGUACAGAAUGAUUUUGUUGAAUUGUUGUUAAAAAUAGAAUCUGGUGCUAUAAUUGAUGGUGUAAUUAGUGUGUCAUCACCUGCAAUUAUGAAAGUAUAAUAAGUAUACGAAAAUAUAAACAGUCUUAAAAAUGUUUCAUAUCUCUAUAAAAAAUAGAUUUAAAGAUUGGUUCUGAUCAUUCUAGUAGUUUCUUGUAAAUAUAUCUUCUAUGUUUAAUUUUCUGACUGUUUUUAUCAUUUGAAAACAUGUUUAACAUCGUACAGUAUUUUUGUUAUAACGGUUUAAUCUUUUAGCUAGUUUCUUAGUACAUUUAUGUUAAAUUUGAUCAUGAACAUUACUGAGACUCUAUUACUGUAUAACAUUUUAUACUAUUACUGUAUAACGUUUUAUAUACUGGACUUAGGUUUUUGUUGUUGUUGUUUUUUAGUAUAAACAGCUGUAUAUGCAAACAUGUGAUGUUUUUUAACUUUUAAAGUAAAAAGGCUGUAUAUGCAAACAUGUCAUGUUAUGUAUUUUGAAGUAAAACGGCUGUAUAUGCGUACAUGUUAUGUGUUUUAAAGUUGUACAGCUGUAUAUGCUUUAUGUUACAUGUAUAUCUUUUAAAGUAAAUACAGCUGUAUAUGCAUACAUUUUUUGCAUUUCUAGUUAAAAUUCUGCAAGAGAUGCAUACAGGUUAUGUAUUAUUAAGUAAAAGCAGCUGUUAAUGGGUAAUUAAUCCUUUCAUUUUUUACUGAAACAAUGAUAUUACUGCCAUGAAAUUAUUCGUUUUGCAUUGGAUGAAUAUACUUUAUUUGAUUGAUUACUUAUUAUGCAUUUUCUUGAUGAAUAUUUAGGCCUAAGAGAUCAUUCAUUUGUUUCCAGCCCUUGUCUUUGUAAUGUCAAUGCCUGACUGACAUAUUUGAAAACCUCAACAGACAUAUCUCAAAAGCUCGACUGAAAUAUCUCAAAGGCUUGACUGACAUAUCUCAAAAGCUUGACUGACAUAUCUCAAAAGCUUGACUGAAAUAUCUCAAAAGCUUGACUGAAAUAUCUCAAAAGCUUGACUGAAAUAUCUCAAAAGCUUGACUGACAUAUCUCAAAAGCUUGACUGACAUAUCUCAAAAGCUUGACUGAAAUAUCUCAAAAGCUUGACUGACAUAUCUCAAAAGCUUGACUGAAAUAUCUCAAAAGCUUGACUAAAAUAUCUCAAAAGCUCGACUGACAUCUCAAAAGCUUGACUGACAUAUCUCAAAAGCUCGACUGACAUAUCUCAAAAGCUCGACUGAAAUAUCUCAAAAGCUUGACUGAAAUAUCUCAAAGGCUCGACUGACAUAUCUCAAAAGCUUGACUGACAUAUCUCAAAAGCUUGACUGACAUAUCUCAAAAGCUCGACUGAAAUAUCUCAAAAGCUUGACUGAAAUAUCUCAAAGGCUGAACUGACAUAACUCAAAAGCUUGACUGACAUAUCUCAAAAGCUCGACUGAAAUAUCCCAAAAGCUUGACUAAAAUAACUCAAAGGCUGAACUGACAUAACUCAAAAGCUUGACUGAAAUAUCCCAAAAGCUUGACUAAAAUAACUCAAAGGCUGAACUGACAUAACUCAAAAGCUUGACUGAAAUAUCCCAAAAGCUUGACUAAAAUAACUCAAAGGCUGAACUGACAUAUCUCAAAAGCUCGACUGAAAUAUCUCAAAAGCUUGACUGACAUAACUCAAAAGCUUGACUUAAAUAUUUCAAAGGCUCGGCUGACAUACCAUGAUGACUACACCUAGAAUCUUGAAUGUUCUUGGUGAGCUUGUUCAAAAGCAUUCUAUAUCAUGGAUCAAAUGACUAGAGUCACCAUGUUAAAUCAUAGAAUAGCCAUGUUUCGUCUGCCUAUUGUUCAGUAUGAAUAUGAAUAAAUGGUCAUGUGCAUGUGCAAGGCAUAAAGGGCAUUAGUUAGACAAUUUUGGUAAAUAAUCAUUUAGAGUUUAUUUUCUACAAAAUCUAAGUGAUCCCACAUGAACUUGUAAAUUAUUGAUGAAAUAUCCUAGCUAUGAUACUAAGGACAACAAUAAAGGGCAUUUAAGACAUCUUGGUAUCAAUAAACUAAUGGCUUAGUGGCUCAAUAUAAAGAAAUCAAUGGCACGACUGAGAUGUAAGUUGUUGCUGAAGAUAAGUCAGUAAAUAGAGGGGUAAAGAUCAGGCCCCAUUUUCUCAAAACAUUUAUGUCCCAUAUACGUGAUUUUACUAAACUUUCUGGUUUUGUUUUUGUAAAAUUACUUUAAAUCUCUUACUUUAAACAUUUUUGAGACUAAAACAUGAAGUUACACAAAUGUAUAUAAAGAUAUUGAUGAUAAAAUAUUUUUUGUUAUGAUAAUUCAAGUAGAAGUUGGUUGGAAUUGAAAAAGGGACUCUAGUGUGUUAUGCUUUAAAAGCUUCGAGAAGUUAGGGCCAUAAGUGGACAGAACCAUUGAAAAUUGUAAGUCGAGCGUUUAAGAAAGUAGAGAGCUCAAAACUUCCAAGAUUGUAUGAUCGACCUUAAGAUAAUUCCUUCUAUAAUCAUUGUCUAUCAAGAUUGCCUGUUCGAGAAAUAGAGAAGUUAUUUUUAACAUGUACGGUACAUACAAAAACUAAAAAAAUGUAUGGUAAAUGUUAUUGAAUAUGUUUUAUUUUAUAAGAAUUUUAAUUUCUCGUUUUCGAUGUUAAAGCACAGUUUUAGCUUCUUCUUUUUUCAUUUUAUCUGAAUUUUGAAUUUUAGUGUUGUUAACAAGGCUUUAUUUGCAAAAACUGUUUUCCCAACUAUAUCUUCUCUUUCCUAUUUUCUUUCUGUUGUUUUAUUGUUCAGAAAUCUUAUCGUUUCUAUGAUCAUUAUGAUAUUGAUGUGCACUUCUUCAAAUAAUAAUGUGACCAAAAGUUCACUGAUGUACAUUGAUUAAAUAUUUCAUUUGUGACAUGCCUUUGUGAGAAGCAAUGUUAUUAAACAAUGUCAAUUCA
Molecule: messenger RNA, 5147 nt
Organism: Mya arenaria
Lineage: Eukaryota; Metazoa; Mollusca; Bivalvia; Myida; Myidae
Exons: 2
Coding region: 145-537 (130 amino acids)
Source: RefSeq, a predicted model, not a curated record